Molecule: messenger RNA, 1371 nt
Organism: Aspergillus costaricaensis CBS 115574
Lineage: Eukaryota; Fungi; Ascomycota; Eurotiomycetes; Eurotiales; Aspergillaceae
Product: reverse prenyltransferase
Exons: 4
Coding region: 1-1371 (456 amino acids)
Biological process (GO): alkaloid metabolic process
Molecular function (GO): transferase activity, transferring alkyl or aryl (other than methyl) groups
Source: RefSeq, a predicted model, not a curated record
AUGGCCUCACCUUUCCUGAGGGACGAAGUCUCAUCUCAUCCAAGAGGUGUGGAGGCAUCACCACCUGACGAUUUGCCUGAGAAUCAGAAGGCGAACGCUGGCACCGACUCCCAGACAACCCCAAAACCAUGGGAUACCAUCGUGAAAUACCAAACCUCAACCAAUGGUGCCGAAUCGUCCUGGUGGCGGAACAUUGGCCCACUCCUUGGUCGGCUGCUGCAACUAACAGGCUACUCUGUGCCUAUGCAAUUCGAAUAUCUACUCUUCGCGCGGAAUCACAUUGUCCCCGCUCUCGGACCGUAUCCGCAGCGCUGGCCAAGCGUUAUGACCUAUACCGACCUGCCGAUUGAGAUGAGCGUUAAUUUCCAGGAUCACCAUGCAUCGACCGUUCGUGUGGGCAUUGAGCCGAUCUGUGAGUUUGCGGGAACAUCUCGUGAUCGGUUCAAUCAGACUGCUACGGAGCGGUUGGUUGGUCGACUGUCUACAUUGGGAGGACUCGACCGCAUGCUGUACCAUCAUUUCGUUAGGGAUUUUGGAAUCAGUGAGACGGAAACGUUGAAGGUGAAACAAGGGGAGUUUGAGAGGGACUCAGUGCAGUCGACGUAUAAUAUAGGGUUCACCUUUGAGAGGGUUGGGGCAGCUAGUGUGGAUACGAAGGGGUAUGCUUUUCUCAGGCUGAAGGAGAAGGCGUCUGGCGUGCCUAUGCAACGAUUACUCCGUGAAUCAUUGAACCAGCUAAAUGUGACGGCAGAGAGAAGAGACAGUGAGGCAGUUCAGAAGGUGAUUGAGUACAUGGAAGAAGGCGGGGGAUUCAAUGAGUACACAUACCUGGCUUGGGACUUUGUCGAUUCGGCCAAGUCCCGAAUCAAGGUUUAUGGGGUACUUGGAGAUCUAAGGAUGGAAAAAGUAAAGGAGGUAUGGACCAUGGGUGGAAGGCUGAAGGAUUCGGCUACGAUGCAGGGCCUGGAGUUGGUCCGACGGCUAUGGGGAUUUCUGGAGGGCAACGGUCAACAAGGACAACAUCCUUCUAAGGCGCCAAUACUGAUGUGGAACUAUGAGAUCCGACCGGGCCGCGACGAGCCCAUCCCGAAGCUGUACCUCCCACUUCUUGGGAGGAACGACAUGUUCGUGGCCAAGACGCUGGCGCGCUUCUUUGACUCGCUCGGAUGGGCGGACGAGGCUCGGAGCUAUGUGGCUAACGUGCAGUAUCUGUUUCCGGAUGAAGACCUCGAGCAGUCUGCCCGGCUUCACUCGUGGGUGUCGCUAGCGUAUACCAGCCAGGCGGGGGUCUAUGUCGUACGCCUGACCAGAGCCGAGAUGGGGACUAAUUCACCCCAUGGCACCCCCGCGGAGCUGAGAAGCGAUGGAUAA